Molecule: messenger RNA, 3137 nt
Organism: Erpetoichthys calabaricus (reedfish)
Lineage: Eukaryota; Metazoa; Chordata; Cladistia; Polypteriformes; Polypteridae
Product: iroquois-class homeodomain protein irx-4-like
Exons: 6
Coding region: 1125-2606 (493 amino acids)
Biological process (GO): neuron differentiation; regulation of transcription by RNA polymerase II; cell development
Cellular component (GO): nucleus
Molecular function (GO): DNA-binding transcription factor activity, RNA polymerase II-specific; RNA polymerase II cis-regulatory region sequence-specific DNA binding
Source: RefSeq, a predicted model, not a curated record
AAUUGGGUUCGUGUUUUAACAAGCUAAUUACAUGUUUGGAGUGAUACCUCAACUGAGGAAAUUAUUAAAAAAAAAAAAAACUUAUUACCAUUGUAAUCAUUCAGAUGUGUGGCAGAAAGUUCAAAUCAACAAAUUAAAUCCAUGCCCUAUUUGUUGCUGGAGUUCACGCAUCAUCGCUGUAUUAAGAAGGACGCUAUAUGUAUGCACAGUGGAACUGCAAACUACAAAUCAUUAUUGGUAACUUAGCCGACUCCUUUAUCCAAGGCGACUUCCAUCAUUUGGGAUACAAGUAGCUGCAUUUCUUUUUUAACUCUCCGAUUGGAACAUACCGGCAAGUGAAGUGACUUGCUCGAGGUCACACAGCGUCAGAAUUCGGAUUGGAACCCACAGCCUCAGGGCUUGAAGUUCAAAGCCGUAACCCCUGUGUCACAAAAUGACGGUGUUAAUUUUAUAUUAAACGCCUUUAAGGGGAAGACACUUCAGCGUGGAAGGUAGUUAUUUAUCCUUAAUCAACUCGUCUUUUUUAGUGUGACUGAUCUUUAAAAAAUCAUUAGGUUAAACAGAGGACAACAUGUACCGUAUAAUCAAUACCCAGCUAAGGCUGCUCCAUAUUUUGUGCCGACACACAAGGAAGGGCUUUUUUUUAACCGUUUAAGCAUUGCAAAAUAUGCAGUAUGAUAUUUCUCUAUAUAUACAAAAAUAGAAAUAUAUACCGUACAGUAGUAGGAAGAUGAAGGAUCGCAAUAACUAUAUGCUUAACGUCACAGUUUUAUGGGAGGUUAGUGAAGUGAGUGUGGAGCCCAGGGACUUACUUUUUUUUCCAAGAGAGUCAGGUAGAGUGAAACGCUUGCAUUAAUUUUCUGAAGCUCACUCUAAAAUGAACGUAUCUAGUCAAGAAAUGAAGGUGGAUCCCCCCAGUCACGAAAAGACUGUUCUUCAAGGAAUUAAGCUGGAGAAAGAAUAAGCAUCUAGGAGCCUGUGCUUACCAAUCAAUUGGUACAGUGAAACACAGCAAGACUGCAAUAGCGUUGAGACCAGGCGUCUCUCUUUAUUUCUGACUACUGGGACCUCUCUACCAUGUCAUACCCACAAUUCGGAUACCCAUACUCAUCCGCACCCCAGUGAUGCAGCACGUAAUUCAGAAAGACUGCAGACAAGAGAACACAGUCGCCUUAUCCCGGUCUCUUAUCCCUGCAUGCUGUCGCUGUCCCCUCCAGUUCCUGAUGACCACCAACUCCUUGACAACCUGCUGCGAAUCCAGUGGCCGAAGCCUGUCCGAGUCCGGCUCCGCAGCCAGUGCUCAGACGCCGGUGUACUGCCCCGUUUACGAGAGCAGGCUGCUGGCCACGGCCAGACACGAGCUCAACUCGGCGGCGGCUCUUGGUGUCUAUGGAAGCCCUUACACCAGCAGCCAAGGCUACGGGAACUAUGUGGCUUAUGGCGCUGACGCCUCGGCUUUCUACUCCUUGGGGGCAUUUGACACGAAAGAUGGGACAGGAUCUGCGCAUGCGGGGAUCACCCAAGCAGCUGCCUACUAUCCUUAUGAUGCUACUUUGGGACAGUAUCAGUAUGACAGGUAUGGAACCAUGGAUGGUGGGACAAGGAGGAAAAAUGCCACUCGAGAAACAACGAGCACUCUCAAAGCCUGGCUCCAGGAACACAGGAAGAAUCCAUACCCCACCAAAGGAGAGAAAAUCAUGCUCGCCAUCAUUACCAAGAUGACCCUCACCCAAGUAUCUACCUGGUUUGCCAAUGCAAGGCGGAGACUAAAAAAAGAAAACAAGAUGACUUGGCCACCACGAAACAAAUGUUCCGAGGGAAAGAAGUACGAUGAUGCAGAAGAAGAGGACGAGUCGCAAGAAGGCCAUAUAAAGAAUGAGAAGGAGGAUGACGAUGUCAGAAGCAGGGAAGAAAAAGAGCUGCAGCUAAGCGACCUGGAUGAGUUUGAAGCCAUCGAGUCCGAGAGUCCCGAAUGUGACCUCAAGCGUCAGUUCCACAUGGACAGCAGUCACUUGCGGACAAGCGACCGCUGCAAAGACGCUGUCUUGAAGAUGCCCAUUACGGCCUCCUUGGAAGGGGACGAGGACAUCGGCAAAAACUGUCUUAAAUCGGCGUCUGAAGAUUGCGAGCACAAUCUAAUAUCUGCUAGGCAGACAAAAAUGUGUUUCGAACAGAGCCAGCAUAUGCUGGAGAGCAAACCGAGGAUCUGGUCUUUGGCGCAGACCGCCACUUCUUUGAACCAAACAGAAUACCCGUCAUGCAUGUUGAAAUGCCAACAGGUGAUCCCGACCACGCCCACCGUGUCAUCUCCCGUCAGUGUAAUGGACAGACAGCAGGAUUCACCGGUGACCACUCUGAGAAACUGGGUGGACGGCGUUUUCCACGACCCCUUGUUUAGGCACAGCACUUUGAACCAAGCAUUGACCAAUACCACAGUUUCGUGGGCCACAACCAAAGGCGCGGCGCUGGAGGCGGGGGUCCUGGGACGGUCCCUUGCCAAUACGACAAAUGUCAUUAAAGGACACGUGCCUAGCUUGCAACAUCAAGAGGCCAGUAAAGACACUCUGCUUUUCCCUAAAACGAGCAGCAAAAUGUUUUGCUCCUAACGAACAUAAGACUUGGUUGGCAGCAGCAAAACGCUACUCUGGGAUGUACUCUUGAGAAACGUGGAAACGCUCGAUUUCAGUCUGAUACUUGUGCUUCGUGAAUGCUGGAAUCGCAUUUAUAUUUGAUCAGCCAAGGGACUUCUGUUUUUGUUUUGUUUUUUUCUUUCUUCAAUUGGUUGUAUGGACAGCAGUUCACUAUAGUGGAAAACUCCCCGAUUGGGACUGGUGUUUAUGUUUCAUUUUAAAGGAAGCACGUUAAAAUGUAGAGGUAUACAUGAAAGUUUACAUUUGAAAACGUUUACAAAAAAAAAAAAGAGACAAAAACACCGUAUUAGUGAACUUUGUUUCCUUUAAAGGCAUGCUGAAAAACUAAAAAAGACUUCUGAUUUUCCUAUUUUAAUAAUCGCAAUUGUCAGCCAGAGUCACGAACAUCACUGCUUAACAUUUCACAUAACUGCACACUUUUUCCUUGCGAUCGGGAGGAUUUGUUAAACGUAUGUUCACUUUAAUAAAUGAUCUGUUUCGGAUGUA